AUGUUUGACAACGGCGGCGGCUUCGACUUGGUUCUCGCCACAAUCGUGCUCUUUCUGGCCAUGCCCAUGGUCUUCUACGGCGCUGGCAUUCCCAUGUACUCGGCGCUCGUCUCGUGCUUCUUCUACGCAUUUACCUUUGCGUGGAUGUUUGGUCGCGCCGUCUCGAGCGACAUCACGGUCGGCGGCGCUGUCGCCUUUACCGUCUUUGCCUCCAUCGCAUUGGUCACGCCGUGUCUGGCGCCGUCCUCGCGCGGUUUCUUGAUUGUGGGUUUUCCCGCCUUUGCGCUGACGGCGGCCUUCAGCAGCGCGGCCUCCCCAUUUCUCGUGCUGCUUGCUGCCACCGCCGUCAGUGGCGCGCUUGGUGGUUGGGGUGGCCGCCACGAGCGUGCGCAACUUCUCUCGACGGCGCUCAGUGGCGCCCUAAUGAUCACACUCGCGAUCUCCGUCUACGUCAUCGGGAAAGACACGGGCUCUAGCAGCUACUCGACAACGUUCAAGCUUGAGCCGAACCUUGUCGUGGGCCUCUUUUUCAGCACGUUGCUCGUCGGUCUCCUCAUUCAGGCCCAGUGCACCAAGCCAUCGCCGGCGGCUGCGGCCAACAACAACAACGACGCCCCGUACCAGGCUGCGUGAGCGACUUGAUACGUACAUUGUAGUCCGUUCUUGCAUUAUUGUCCCUAAUCUAACUUUGCU
This is a messenger RNA of Saprolegnia parasitica CBS 223.65, 693 nucleotides long. RefSeq lists its product as hypothetical. Lineage: Eukaryota; Oomycota; Saprolegniomycetes; Saprolegniales; Saprolegniaceae. The transcript has 2 exons. Bases 1 to 633 code for a protein of 210 amino acids. The record is from RefSeq and is a predicted model, not a curated record.